AUGGGUUCGGAACAUUCCACACAAGGACAGCAAGGGCCCCAGGGAGUGCGACCCACCAGCUUCGAUGAUUCGGCAAUUCCUCGUGGAAUGCUCUCCAGAGAUUUGCGCAGGCAGCACACAAUUGCGAAUCCAGGAGGCACCGUGGCGACGUUUACACAUCCUGAAGAAAUAGAAAGACCUGGGUCAACAUCGCCGGGGCCUAGUGUUUGCAGUGAUACGGACUUGCCGUAUAUAAGUUACACGGUUAAUCGGCCAAUAGGAGAUUCACCAAAAUUAACAAAAAACAAACUGAAAUCUCAACAAGCAGCACGCAAGAACCAACCGAUCAAAACAACCCCGAACACGAAAAAAUCCGCGCAUAACAUCGUCGUAGUAAAACCAGCCUUAGUCGGCCCCAACGUCGACAAAGACCCCGACAUCCUACGCCUGCAAAACAUCCCAAUGUUCCUACCGAUAAUGCGCGCAACACUAAACCUCCCCGCUGCAAGAGAUCCCGAAGUUCUGGAGCGAUUAGACCCGGUGCCUCUGCAGAAGUUAUGCUCGCGUUAUCAAGGACACAUGCACACCUGCGCGAAUCUCGUCGCCACCGAACAGAAUGCGCUCACGCUGAAGGUGCGCGAAGUGGACGCCGAUGUGAAUAAAAUGGUCGCGUGGGCUGUGGAGCGACAGAAACACUUUGCGAAGAAUUAUGAUAAACUACGCCGCGUGAAUGAUUUAUCACAUCAUUUGAAUCGAUGCCAUUCGAUGCUUAAUCAGAUAUUGGAGAGUAUGGAGACGUUGAAUAACAUGUUGGAGAUUGAUGAGAGGUUGGAGCCGUUUGUGUGGACUACAGGCUGAUAAUUAAGGAAUCAUUUUAUAUUUUAUGGCUGUUAAUUUAAAGAAUAAUAAAAAAAAUUUCGAUUAA
Dalotia coriaria is the source of this 904-nucleotide messenger RNA. RefSeq names its product Bprotein-1 related complex subunit 5 (gene BORCS5). The record is from RefSeq and is a predicted model, not a curated record. Bases 1 to 837 code for a protein of 278 amino acids. Gene Ontology annotation, cellular component: cytoplasmic side of lysosomal membrane; BORC complex; synaptic vesicle membrane. NCBI's taxonomy places the organism in Eukaryota, Metazoa, Arthropoda, Insecta, Coleoptera, Staphylinidae. Gene Ontology annotation, biological process: positive regulation of anterograde synaptic vesicle transport; lysosome localization; organelle transport along microtubule. The transcript has 2 exons.